This is a messenger RNA of Periophthalmus magnuspinnatus, 971 nucleotides long. It is a transcript of the gene marchf5l, whose product is annotated as membrane-associated ring finger (C3HC4) 5, like. The coding region runs from base 98 to 955 and encodes 285 amino acids. NCBI's taxonomy places the organism in Eukaryota, Metazoa, Chordata, Actinopteri, Gobiiformes, Gobiidae. The record is from RefSeq and is a predicted model, not a curated record. Gene Ontology annotation, molecular function: zinc ion binding. The transcript is spliced from 7 exons.
CUCCUGUCCUGAAGUCAGACAACAACUGAGAUCGAAGUUUGGGUAGAUCGUACAAGUUUGGAUGGACUUAAGUUAGCUAAGACUGUCCUUGAAUGUCAUGGCCAAUGCCGAGGAGCAGACUGAAAAACACUGCUGGGUGUGCUUUGCUACUGAAAAAGAUGACUACAGUUCAGAGUGGGUGAGUCCAUGCCGGUGUAAAGGAUGCACUAAAUGGAUCCACCAAGAAUGCCUUCAGCGGUGGCUCGAUGAGAAGCAAAAAGGGAAUGUUGGAGGUGUAGUCUGCUGUCCACAGUGUGGCACUGAAUAUAAAAUUGUCUUCCCUAAGAUGGGGGCAUUGGUAUAUUUCCUACAGCAAAUAGAUGGUGCCUUGACUCGGAUCAGUCCUUUUGCGGCUGUUGGAGUAGUAAUGGGCACUGCAUACUGGUCUGCUGUUACAUAUGGUGCUGUGACUGUCAUGCAGGUUGUUGGACAUAAGAAAGGUCUUUGCGUGAUGGAGCAGGCAGAUCCCCUUUUCCUGUUGAUGGGUUUACCCACUAUCCCUGUGCUACUUGUCCUGAGCAAAAUGAUCCGCUGGGAGGACUAUAUUGUUAGACUCUGGCAAAGAUACUCCUACAAUCGGAAUUGCCCAGCUGGCUCAAGCCACAUGCCCCCGCGGGUUCCUGUUGACGGGCCAAGCUCGGGGGAUCAUAUCUCUGUGUCCCGUACUCUCUGUGGAGCUCUUAUUUUCCCUUCUGUGGCGAGUCUAAUGGGAAAACUGCUGUUUCAUAGGGUAUCUUCUAAUCUUCAGCGUACGGCUCUGGGUGGGAUAGCGUUUAUAUUAAUUAAAGGAGCAUUAAAAAUAUAUUUCAGGCAGCAACAGUGCCUUGUUCAAGUUAAUCGUUACAUACUCAACUAUCCAGAAAGAGAAAUACAGAGUACAGGAGCAGAAGAGGACACAGAGGAUGGUGAAAACUGAGGAGUUUUCCUGCCAA